AUGACCGCUAGCCACCACCCGCCAAACCCUUACCCAUCACCUCCGAUAACCAGCACCACCACCCACGUAUUCUGGCAACACCGCCACCCGCCUAUUCAGUUUACCCACAUCAUCGAUUUCAUCAGCGGAACAAGAAGAAACGGGGUUAGAUGGGAACACACGAAUGCGAAGAAGAACAAUGGAGUUACAGGUUUUUGGUGGCUUUACAAUUGGAGGUUUCUGGAGGCGUUAGGGUUACAAGUUUCCAGCAUCUUUACAGUUGCAGGGAACCACUUGGGUUGUGGUGACUUGGUAAGGCAUGUGGAAGAUAUGGUGGAUAACCUAUUGACCCAUGUUCAAAUCCUGGCACUACUAAGCCCUUGUGGCCAUGGAGGUCCGCCUGCAGUGACUCCAGGGCAUGAGGCAAAGCCUCAUGUUUGCAGCGGGGGAUUAGUCGGUACGCGAAAGCUGGCCCGGAAACCCUCGUUAGGGAAGUUCCCUUUCCAAAAAAAUGACCCCGAUCGAGACAGAGGCGUUGAUUGGCAUAUCAUACCUUUGUCCCCUGCCUACGCCCUAAUUAGCUUAGCCAUGGUAAUGGUGCGUGCACCAGUACUAAAGUUAGCAGGUGAUGGUUUGUUGACUUCUGACUCUCCUGCAAGAGUUCCAAGUUGGACUUUGAUUAUUGAGAGAUCGCUUAAUCUGGGCCGUAAUGAAUGUUGGCUAGCAAAGGAGGCUGGCAGGCUUGGCCAUGUGGCUCAUCUGAUUGGUAUUUCUAGCGUGCCUAGAGGCACGCUAUCAAGUCUCCCUAGUCUUAUUUGUAGCGACAAAGGUGUGCUUAGUUGCAAUAGAUGGGACUAG
Messenger RNA from Lactuca saligna, 837 nucleotides. Lineage: Eukaryota; Viridiplantae; Streptophyta; Magnoliopsida; Asterales; Asteraceae. The record is from the annotation of a GenBank genome assembly.